ACAUAGGAGCUGGGGUUUGGAUGACAUCUGUAAUUGUUGCUAAGCUGUGUGGAAUCCUCUCCAACCUCAAGAUUCCGCUUCAGGAGGUCCGGGGUGGUGAUGCCCAUCUGCUACCACACUUGGUAACAUCCAGAGAAGGUCUAUGUGAAUUGGGAACCUGCUUCUGCCCUUCCCUGCCAUGUUGCCUGUCAGUUGGGAAUUUCACACCCGACACACACAAACCCAGGAUAUCUUCACUAAAGUCACCAGCAGUUUUCCAAGAAUCUCUCCAUCAAACCAUUUCCCACCUCAGUGUGACCUUGACAUUUCCUAAGCUCCAUGUGUCCAAAUGUCCUAGCUGCGGACACUCGGUUGGCUGCUUGGCUGGCGAACACUUACAUCUUGGAGAGCUCCCAUUUAAGGGUGGACAUUGUGGAUGGGAAGGCUCAAAGCUGCCAGCGCUCCCUGCCCACCCUCCAAAGCAGCUCUGCCCGCCUUCUGCAUCCCAGGCCCCUCCAUCUUCCAGUGCAGCCCCACGUGGAUCCCACCCCUCUAAUUUGAAGACCCCAGUAAUGUCUAAGGAGAGAAAUAAAGACGACUUUUUUUUUUUAAUCCCUAUCCCAACUGGAAUGGACUGGGAGAAGGAAACCUUGACCCUUGCUGCUCCGUCAGCUGUUGGGAGGCCCCAUGCUCAGGACUGGGAGCAUCGGGGCAGGGCAGCUUCCGAAAGCUUUCACAGGAACACUCUAUUUUCGGAUAGCGGGGGGAGCCUGUACUUGUUUGACUUCUGAGAUUCCUGGAUUCUUGUGGCCACAGGGUUGGUUCCCUUGGCCCUGAUCAUGGAUCUUCACCAGCCCUAUGUAAUGAGAUUUGGCACGUGUCCUGGAAUAGGACGUCAAUGCAUGAUCGUUGCUCUCUACUUCCUCCCUCUGCUCGUUCAGCUACUAGACAGAUCCUCUUGAAUCUGUUUGUUCACAGAGGACACAGGAAAGAUCUUCCCUUCCCUAAGAGGAACCAGAGCCUGGA
Neofelis nebulosa (Clouded leopard) is the source of this 1005-nucleotide messenger RNA. RefSeq lists its product as uncharacterized. The coding region runs from base 21 to 770 and encodes 249 amino acids. NCBI's taxonomy places the organism in Eukaryota, Metazoa, Chordata, Mammalia, Carnivora, Felidae. The transcript is spliced from 6 exons. The record is from RefSeq and is a predicted model, not a curated record.